Kuraishia capsulata CBS 1993 is the source of this 1014-nucleotide messenger RNA. RefSeq lists its product as uncharacterized. The transcript has a single exon. NCBI's taxonomy places the organism in Eukaryota, Fungi, Ascomycota, Pichiomycetes, Pichiales, Pichiaceae. The coding region runs from base 1 to 1014 and encodes 337 amino acids. The record is from RefSeq and is a predicted model, not a curated record.
AUGGAUAAAAAAAGUGCUGCUAGAGAGCCGUUCUUUGGAACCAGACUAGACUCCAGGGAGUUUGCGGCUGAUGAGCCUCAAGUCUCCAGGACACUUCUCUACAACGAUGGACUCUACAACAAUGAUGAAGAGUUCCAGCCGAAACUGUUCAAGUCAACAAGACAAAACAGACUCAAUUUCGAUCGUAUUAACGAUGUUGGCGAACAACUGCUUCAAUUGAAGGACCAAUAUGACCGGGGCGCCGCCCGUGUUGAUGGUAGUAACAGAUUAGACACCGAAAUCAAGCUCUUUCAGCAUGUGAUAGACGUGUUUAACGAAAAACUGGCCGAUAUUGGACUAAGAUGUUCUCCCACUUGGAAUAUCCUAGAUUCGGAUCAUCUUACCGGAUUUAGCAGCACCAAAAAUGAGAUGACUACGGAAACAGCGAAUUCUGCCUCCAGAUCCAAACGCAAGAUGAAGAUUUCCUUAUCUUAUGACGAUGAAGAUGAAGACGAAGAUGGCGGAGGCAGUUUGUUUGCUCCAAAAAUGAACGAAUCGGUAAAGCGAAUGAAGGUGGAGUUUAUGAAAGGUGACUGCCUGCAGGACAGAGUGAAAUUUACUAGUCGAAAAUUGAAGGGUAUCCCUGGCUCUUCUACCACUCUUCUCACAGACCAUUUUAAGAAGCUGAGUGUCUCUGGGAAUAACGAGCUUUUUCCAGACGAAAAAGUGUUGGUUUCCUCAAAUGUCCCGGUAGCUCCAGCAGACUACACCCAGCAAGUGCAUCCAGAUCUACGGGGACUUCCUGCAACGAAUACAUCAACGCCGAAAAUCACACCACCAAUACCACUCAAGAACAGAUUCAUCUCCGAGUCAGAACUGUUGAUCAACGAGUCAAAAGAACAAACGACAGAUGAUAGCUCUUUGAUAUCACCAAAUUUCUCGCAGCCGUCACGGAAAGUCACCAACAUAGAGGUGAGCCAAUUAAUAAAAAAGCGGCUUGGUGUGCCUACUGACCAGAUCAGCCACUAUCCAUAA